This is a messenger RNA of Amphiprion ocellaris (clown anemonefish), 5054 nucleotides long. Its product is annotated as pleckstrin homology domain-containing family H member 2-like. Gene Ontology annotation, cellular component: cytoplasm; cytoskeleton. The record is from RefSeq and is a predicted model, not a curated record. Gene Ontology annotation, molecular function: actin binding. Lineage: Eukaryota; Metazoa; Chordata; Actinopteri; Pomacentridae. Gene Ontology annotation, biological process: negative regulation of actin filament depolymerization.
AUGUGUUCUGUUAAAGUCCUGACUGGUAGUAUUGCAUUUUCUUCAUAGGAAAGUCGUAUCUAUGCUGUGGCUAAAUCAGGAAUCAGACUGUCUGACACGUCCUGCACAGACCCUGCUAGCAAAGAUCCCUCCCUGCAGUCCUCUUAUCCUGCCUUUGUAACGUACACAUCCCUCAUUUAUAAAAACAUGACUACACCGGUUUACACUACUCUAAAGGGGAAAGCCACUCUGUUGAGCAGCAGUCCGUUCUCAGAUGAAUCAUCCAGCUCUGAGGAGUCAUCCAGUUCAGGAGAGGAGGAUGGUUCCCUCUGCAGCUCCCACACCUCCUCCAGCUCCAGAAAGGACAGCAGCCCGGGCAGCCCGCGCUCUCUCAAGAGGGCUGUGUCUAUGGCUUCAAUGACAUCAGAGAGCGACUACGCCAUCCCUCCUGAUGCGUACUCCACUGACACUGAAUGCUCUGAACCUGAGCAGAAACUGCCCAAGACCUGCUGUUCAUCCAGUGACGACGGCAAGAGUGAGCCAAUGGAGAAGUCAGGCUACCUGCUGAAAAUGGUCAAGACCUGGAAGAAAACCUGGAAGAGACGCUGGUUUGUCCUCAAAGAUGGAGAGCUGCUCUACUAUAAGUCACCUAGUGAUGUGAUCAGGAAACCUCAGGGUCAGAUUGAGGUCAACGCCACCAGCAGCAUCGCCCGAGGUGAAGGGAAACAAGUUCUCCAGAUAGUGACGGGGAAGCGUGUUUACUACCUGAAGGCCGACUCUCCCAACCUGCUAGAGGAGUGGCUGCGGGUGCUGCAGAGUGUUCUGAGGGUGAAGGCCGCCAGUCCUCUCUUCACUCAGCCAGAUAUUCGCCCUGGCAUGAAGGGACUGCUCAUCAAGGUGAAGCACGGCUACUCUAAGCGGGUUUGGUGUGCUCUGAUUGGGAAAACAUUGUACUACUUUCGCAGCCAAGAGGAUAAGUUCCCGCUGGGUCAGAUUAAGCUGUGGGAGGCCCGGGUGGAGGAAGUGGACAGGUCAAGAGAUUCUGAUGACGACCUGAUGGCGUGUGGGCGGGGCUUACAGGUGGCAGCCUUCACCAUUGCUAUCCACCCACAGGAGCAGGGACCGACCUACCUGCUCAUUGAAUCCCGUCAUGAAAAGGAUUCAUGGCUGUACCAUCUGUCUGUGGCAGCGGGCACCACAGUGGGUAAAGUCGGCACUGAGUUCGAGCAACUGGUGGGAAAACUCUUCCAGCUGGAUGGAGAUGCAAACUCUCAGAUUUGGAGACAUCCCGUGUUGUGUUUCAGUAAAGAAGCUCUGUCAUCUCCUCUCACCACCCUGCCCUCACAGGCCCUGCAGACAGAGGCUGUUAAACUCUUCAAGACAUGUCAGCUGUUCAUCAAUGUGGCCAUCGAUGCUCCAGCCAUCGACUACCAUGUAUCUCUGGCCCAGAGUGCCUUGCAGGUGUGCCUUGCCCACCCCGAGCUUCAGAAUGAGUUCUUCUGCCAGCUCAUCAAGCAGACCCGCAAGAGGCAGCCACACGGCCAUCCAGGACCACUGCAGGGCUGGCAGUUUCUAGCCUUGUGUGUCGGCCUGUUUCUGCCUCAGCAUCCUUUCCUCUGGCUGCUCCAGGUUCACCUCAAAAGACAUGGAGAGUGCCAGCAGCAGAGUGAUGUACCAGAGUGUAACUUUCUGAUAUUGGAGUUUAAAUGCCUUUUCCUCAUUCAGACGGAGGUGGGUAAAUAUGCCAUCUACUGCCAGCGCUCUAUGGAGCGGACCCAGCAGAAAGGUGAGAGGCAGUCCAGGCCGUCCCGUAUGGAGAUCCUGUCUAUCUUGCUGAGGAAUCCAUAUCACCACUCCUUGCCCUUCAGCGUCCCCGUGCACUUCCUCAACAACACAUACCAGGUUGUGAGCUUUGAUGCUUCAACAACGGUGGAUGAGUUCCAGUGUCGCCUCAACCAGGACACUGGCAUGAGAAAAACGGGACUGUCUGGUUUCAGCCUGUACACCGAUGACCCUACAGGACGAGAGCUGGAACACUGUCUGCAAGGAGGCAUCAAGAUCUGUGACAUUAUCUCCAAAUGGGAGCAGUCAUCUAAAGAGCAGCACACCGGAAAGUCAGAAAACACCAGGACUGUCCGCCUCACCUACAAGAACAGGCUGUACUUCUCUCUCCAGGUGAGGGGGGAGUCAGAAAGGGAGAGGUUGCUGCUGGCUUAUCAGACCAACGAGGCCAUUGUAGCAGGACACUUUCCUGUCAAUAAGGAACUGGCUCUGGAAAUGGCUGCCCUGCUCGCCCAGGUGGAGUUUGGAGAUUUUGAGCGUCCCUUCUCCGCAUCUGGAUCAGCCCAGACUAAGUCUAAUCAAACCCUGAAGCAGGUUUUGGACAGAUUCUACCCAAAACAUUACCGCAGGACCACAACCGAGGAGCAGCUCAGACAACUGCUGCAGCGUCUCUCUACCCGCUGGGCUUCACUCAGGGGACGAAGUUCAUCUGAGUGUGUCAGGAUCUACCUGACUGUUGCGAGGAAGUGGCCGUUCUUUGGUGCCAAACUGUUUGAAGCAGGGUCUAUCACUCCCUCUCCAGAGCUGAGUGGACGUGUUUGGCUGGCCGUGCAUGAAGAUGGUAUCAGCGUUCUGGAGCAUAACUCCAUUAAACUGCUGGUAUCCCACUCCUACAAGAACCUAAUGACCUUUGGAGGCUGCAAGCAGGACUUCAUGCUGGUGGUGGGUCAGAGCAUCAGUACCAAUGCCAGCAAAGACAAACCUACAGAGAAACAUCUGUUUGCUAUGGAUGCCUCCAAGAUUAGGGAAAUCACCCUCCUCAUCUCCAGUUACAUCAACAGUGCUCAUCAGCAGAAGGCCGCUGCCCACCAUCUCUCUGCCCCGGCUCUGAUGGUGGCCCAGCCCAUCACUCUGAAGAGCAAAGAGCUGAGGAGCAAAUCCCCACCAGCGCUGGGACGCCCCAGCAAGGCCCCCACACUGCUGUGAUGGCACAAAAAUACAUCCCCUAAUCUUAUUUAAAGUAGAAAAUGUAGGAUUUAUUUACACCUGCAUUCAGAUUGAUGCCACUGGAAUCAUUCCAUGUGUCUUUGCUGUCAGAUCCUGUAGAGUUGUCUCAUUGAGCCAGAUCACAUCUGGAAGUGACAGACUGAACAAGGACAAGGUGUCUCUGAUCGGCUUGGUGUACUUUAAUAUCACAGACCAGCUGAGGUUGCAGCAGUUUGCUUAUACUACCACAGAGUGCCUUUGUACUUUCCUCAGAGAACACUUCAUGAGAUUUACUGAGACUCGAACUGUUAGCUUCAUAACUGAGACACUCUAUGAACAUUUUUCGUCUCCCUGAUUAGUGUUUAUUGUGAUGCCAAAGAAAAAUGUCAACACUUUUUAUUGUCAAACUUCGCUGCAGUUCUGAAAUGUCUCAUAAAGUAAAUUUUUGUAUUCCAGCCUUUAAAAAAUGCAGUCAUACACAGUAUAGACACUAUAAUGACGUUUUGUUGACAAAUAAUCUAAUAACUCCACCAACUGCAACAGUAUUAGAUAGUCUUGUAUAAUGAAAAGCACCGUAAUGAAAGCAGGAGGCAACAGCAAGAAGUUUGUAGCAGAAGAACACUGUUCAGAAUGUGCCUGAACCAACGGGAGUGGAAACAUGCAGUUCCGUAUUUGUCCUUUUUGCAAAACAUGACGGAAGAGCUGUGUGAGUUGCUUUUGCUAUAAGCUUAUAUGAGGAAACCAGUUUGGACCCUGUGUGCUCUUAGUUACUGAACAGCCAGGAGAGCAGUAAAACUUUAAUCAUAUACAAAUAUUAAGGCCUUUCUGGUGGUGGAGUGAAUGAUGAGAAUCUGCAAGGUGUCGUAUGUAUAUAAUACGAAGGUGUUUAGGGAAGUACUUAUGGUUAGGAACAGUAAUCAGUUCUGACACACAUUUCUCUAUAGUCACAGAGUUCACUUUUCAAACACUGUUCAGGCAGUCUUCACUAAUACAGCUGAGCACAAUAGUUAACCUUACAUCCAAAAUGCAACCAUAAAGAAGUUUGUCGAUCAUUAUACUGACCUAAAAGAAACUAUUACUAUUGUCUUUGGAAUAUCUUUUAUUGAUUGAUUGAUUAAUAGACAAAGAUCCAUUACUGCAUAGAUAAUGUCACAGAAACGCAUUGGAAAUGCUGCUAUAUGUUUCAGUGAGCUGGAUUUUUACAUUUUUGUCUUGCAUAAUGCAAAAACUGCAUUACAAAACUCUACAUAUUCAUGACAGAAAUGUUUAAGACAGCUGCUCAAAUGGAAAUUCAGUAGUUUUAGUGAAGCCUCUAUUGUGUCACUUGGCCACAUCAUGUCUUAUGUCCUCUUUUUCUGGGUAAGAAAGUUGCCAUGUCUGAUCCAACGGGACAGACAUGUGAUUAUGUGGCUUUGGUAUUUAACAGUUCACCUGCUGUGAGGUUGACAAACAGACAGUAAGGUGGAGGGAAAAUAUGCUGUAGGGCACUCUGACUGGAAAUAGUGAAAUGACACAUUGUCCCUUCUGUACAAUAGCAAGUAAACAUAUACAAAAUAGAGAAUAAGUGCACAGAGUUUUUGUAGUAGUUGAGUUUGAGUGAGAAAACAGAAGUGGCUUUGAAAGGUGUGGUCAUUGUCAACAUAUAUUUAGUAGAAGCAAAGAAUUCCUGAUUUUUACCAAGUCCUGUAGUGAAUAGUAUUGAAAAAGUGAACUCAGUUUUCAUAAAUGUGUGUCAUCAGCUGUAUUAAAAAGGGAGAUGGUGAGAGGAUGUACGUUUUUGGAACAGGUUGCUGAAAUGUAUGGUGGCUGUUGGAAAGAGUUGCAGAGAAAUACAGUGCUGUCUGUUACCUGGUGUGACACAGAUUAUGAAACACAAUCUGUUUUUUGAACUGGACUGGAAGAUGAACUGGAUUGUUGUUUUUUAUAUGUAAGGUACUUAAAACAGAUGAUUUUCCCUUCCAGUAGUACUAUAAGGCUGUACACAGUGAUAAUUGUCAGGUUCUAUUUAUUUGUCAUAUAAAAUACGUUGUAUUUAAAUCAUCCUUGGACUAAGUGUUGGCUUGAAUAAACUUAACUACAGCAAAGAA